AUGCAGAAUGCCUUGGUCCGUCCGCGGCGCACGCUGCGAACUCUGCUACUCGCAUUCCUGAAGCUGAGCACGUCGCAACUGAACUGGCUGCCCAAGACGCUGCGGAGCCGGACCAAAACGCUCGUACCAUUGCUAAUGCGACUCGGCAGCUGGACCAACAGGACGCCAUACGCCAAGCAAACUUGCAACACGCUCGCCGGCCCGCAUUUCGUGCGCCUUUCGCUGCAGCGGACCCAGAAGCAGCACCGAAAGCGCUGGCAAAGCCGCCGCCGCCGCGCACAAAGACAGUGCGGUGCCCGCAGUAGCGAAGAGCGCAUUUCAACGAAUGCCGUUCGCCCCUCGAAUACAGUAGCCACGGCCGGCGUUCUGAACAGAACCGCAGGUGGCAGCGGGAACGGCACGAGCCGCGCGCAGUCCCCGCCGGCGACGUCGUGCGCGCCGCAGCAGCCGAGCAGCGCAGCACGGCUGGCCGCGGCCGGCCCCAAGCUGUCUCGGGGCGGCCUGUGCUGCGUGCACGAGGGGGCCGCCACCGACGACGAAGAAGCGGACGACGUGGCUCGCAAGUCCGCGGCUGGUCGGCGGCCGCCCCCGUCGCAAGCCAAGGUGGCGCGGUUCCACGAGCUGCGGCGGCAGGCCUCGGCCAAGUCGUCGCCCGAGCAACGAAAGCGAGAGGCCUCGCCGCCGCUAUGCCACGUCGAGCUGCGCGGCAGGAAGGUCGUCAAGAAGUCCUCGCCGGACUCGAAGGUUACCUUAUACAUGGAGAAACGGGAAUUCUGUGACCUGGGAACUUGCACGGAGCCAGUAGAGGGCGUGGUAGUGCUCGAUGCCGACCAGCUGCAGCCCAACGAGCGGCUCCUGGUGGCGCUGGUGGGCCGGUUCCGGUACGGCCGCGAGGAGGACGAGAUCCUGGGCAUGACGCUCUGCCGAGAGGUCUACCUGGGACACACGCAGCUCUGCCACGAGCAGCCCAGCUCGCCCCGCACCCCGCAAGCCGCCACCGGAUCCUCCACCACAGAGCCGCCAAAAUCCCCCGGCCGUGCCCUGUAUGCCAUGCAGCUGGGACCUGUGCACCGAAGGUUGAUGGACGCCCUGGGCGAAGCGGCCGUGCCUUUUCGUUUCGAGUUUCCCCGCGACGCGCCGGUGUCGACGGUGAUGCAGCGGCUGACUCCGGAGUCCGGAGACACGUGCGGAGUCCGGUACCUGGUGCGGUGCUACACGUUGCUCGAUGAAGAAGAGACGCCCGCGCAGUGCAGAAGCUGCGUGAACAUCAGCAUCCGCAAGGUACAGUGCGCCACCACGCCGCGCCCCAUCUGCGUCGGCCCGCGGUCGGCGUUGCUCACCAAGGACUUCCCUCUCAACGCCGGCAAGCUGGUGGUGGAGGCGAGCCUCGAAAAAGAGCUCUACUUCCACGGCGAAGAAAUUGUGGUUAAAGUGAACGUCCAGAACCAGUCCCAAAAGACGGUGAAGCACAUCAAAGUUUCGAUCCUCCAAGUCGUGGACAUCUGCAUGUUCUCUACGGGCCGCUGGAAAGUUUGUGUCGCUACGGCAAAUGGAAGCAAGGACGACUGCCCCGUGCUUCCCGGCUCGACAGUGGAGCGCCGCGUGUCGGUGACACCAUCCCUGGAGGAGAACCGCCAGAAGUACGGCGUCUUCGUCGAGAGCUACAAGGGCGACGACAUUCACUGCCUCGCUUCUUCCACCAUCAUCUCGGACCAAGCCAGGAAGAACCUGUUCGGCAUCGUCGUCUCCUACGAAGCGAAAGUGAAAGUUUAUCUCGGCACGCUGAGCUCCCUUUCGGGGCGAGGCGAGAUGGCUUGCUUCGUGCCGUUCCUGCUGAUGCACCCGAGGCCCGCAGAGUCGCCCGUGGAUCUGAGUCCCGACGAGACGCUCGCGGCCACCACGUCGUCCAGCAGCGCCAAGCCCGUGCCGGCCACGGGGCUCGACGAGGUGAUCGCCGAGUCCACGGCGCGCACGGGCGCGGCCGUCCUGCAGGGACCGCCAGAGUGCAGUCCCGGUGGAUCUGUGGACGUCCUUGGCGGCGACAGCCCCACUGAGACCGCGACUCCGGCCGGUUCCUACUGCGAAGAUGAGCUCGUCCGCAAGUUCGACGAGGUCAACACCAGCAGCGACUGAAGCUGCGGAGGCUACGGGAAGCAGUGGCCAUUCUUGUUGAAUCGGUGCGGCUCGUCUGUGGCCAGCGCACGCGCCUGUCGGUACGAGCGUGCCAGUGGUGCAGAAAUGCUCCGAGACCCAACAGCCUUGCCUCGUAUGGAGUCCCCGUCAGACUCGUACUUUCCUGUCGUUCGUGACGCGACAGUUUCCAGCAAGUGUGAUGCUCUGCUUUUCGUAAUGCUGCUGCAGGCUCUCACGACAAACAUUCAGUAGGGCAUACCGAAUCUGGCAGCUCAUUCAUCAAGAAGCACUUGUCGGCGUCCGAUAACAGAAGAUAUCGUAGCUGAGGCUGUGUAGCGAGAAAAAUGUCUACUGCAUUCUUGAGCUUGCCUCACGUAGGCAAGCAGCUGCCUUUAUUUACUUCCGGCGAGCUCGUCAUGGUUAGAAGUUAGAAGAAAAAGACUUAUACUGGCAACAAUCGCAAUCACAGUAUUGUUGGCCUGCUUCGGCUCCUAUGGAAACUUGCUGUUCUUUGCGCAAGCCCUGCUCCGCAAGGAUAACGCUCCUUGGGCGACAUCUUUGCAAAGCCGCGCUUGCGUGUUGUUCUUGUGAAAGGCUGUAUAGGCGUCGAUUUCUUCGGCGCAGUCGCGCGAAGUGAAUCCUUCCUACUGGAAAGGCACUGAGAUUUACAAUACGCGCGCACUGCGAACUUGUACUAAGCUGUUUGCGCCAAUUGGGGCGCUCGCUACGUAGGCGUGAUUCUUUCCAUAGUUGCGCGUGUAUGCUAAAAGCUUCUCGAUGUUUCUGUGCCGUCUUAAGAGCUGUUCAAUACCGCGAAUGAAUUUUUGUUUGUUUGUUUGGUGCUUGUUGUGCUGUUGGUGACACGAUGUGUUCGCUACUCGUGCGAGUCGAGAAUAUCCUACCAAUGUCAGCAUGUUGGCGCUUGUUAAAUGCUGAAGCGGUGCAUGCCUUUGUUUUCUGUCCUUCGAUGGUGCUUAUCUUGCACCAAAGCAGCGAGAUUUUCGCGAACUCUCUGUGGAGUCAGUGACAAGCUUCGACUACAGCACGAAUCCAGAAGGGAGCUGCAAACUACCGCACACUGUCGUUUUUGCGGAUUCCUCCAGUUCUUGUUGACGUGAGCACGCAGAGGCGCUGCCUCUGCAGGCAAUCUUGUUCUACUACGUUCGUUGUGAAUAGCUGUUUAUCUUCCUCGCGUUGUUGUCCCGGUGCCAUGAUUUGUGAUCUUUAUCAUACUAACACGAGCUUAUGGGGACCACGCAGUCUUGGACUAGCGCAGAUGAAGAAAGAGCGAUAGGAUGGUUACGCUUGAUGAAGGCUUUCGGUGAUGGGCGUAGCCGACGGGUGAUUAUGUUGUCAUCGACGCGUUGUGCCAAAAUAUAUAAACAUACAUGUAACUGCCGUGAUAAGCGCUUGCUUGUGGCCACAGCUGGGAUAAGAGCGAAGACAAAACGGCUACGGAACGGUAUCAUGAUUGCUGCUAUGAGGUGCGAAAGACAAUGAGUGGGUAGCGGCGCUGUUUUGAUUAAGCUUGGAUGUUUAUUUAAGCGUCCCCGGACCAUGCGUAACGUACUUCGUGAUGUAAUGUGACGUGCUUAUCGCAGCUGCCCUCUCAGUACUCUUCGCUGUAACUUUGUAUUUGUGUUCGAGGCAUCCGGCAACCGAAGAAGCACGCACCUGAAACAUGCGCACGCCAAGAAGCCCCCUUCCAGGGCUUCUUUCAUUAAGCAUUGUCUAGAGAAGUAGCAGUUUUUCUUCUCGAUCGCUUGCCAAGAGUCCCAACAGAUUCGUAGCAAGGCAACCCGCGCUGCGAACAAAACCUUUGUGUUGUGUUUUGAAAUCAACUGCGUUUCGUGUAGCUGCCCGACUAUGAAAUAGUAUGGAGCCUACGGGAACAAUCGUGUCAAGCUCGAUACCCCGCAUUUUGCAUACGGUGCUGCCACUUUGGUCUGAGUUGAGUGUGCAACGCUGACGCUACAUUCACACCUGCAUUUAGAGAGCCGCUGCUACACCAGCCAGGCGAUGCCAUCUCACUUUCUCUCUCCAGAGCAAACAAAUGAAGGGGAUCGCCGAGCGUGCGCAGGAGUAGACAGCGAGCCACGCGCUCUUUUUCGCGACUCCGUUUCAUUCAGCGCUUUCCGGACGCAGAGGUCGUUCACACACGCAAUUUCCUGUUGCAGCGUUGCUUCCCGAAAAGUUAUCUAUUUUGGCGUACUCUCGCCUCCCCCUUCCCCUCCGCCCUCUCUGCCCCUCAACCGUCGCCGCAAUUAUUUAAGCAACGGCGGGAGGCAUAGCGCAAAGCUGAUUUUGCAAGUGCCUGCACGCAUGCUGCAGCAACGGGGUGCUAUAGGUGCAUACGCCAAGGCGAACAAAAAAGAUUAACCUAACAAUGGCGCAAGCAGAUCAUUACGCGAACCGCGCUUGCUUGCUGUCAGGCUGCUGUCAUAUGUAUGUGAGUCACGAAGCGGACCAUUGCCCCGUUCCCUCCGUUCUCGAUUUUUUUACCUCGCGUCGCAGGGGCCGCAGGAUUCCUCGCGUGUACAUACAUUUCUAAACCACGUGCCGCGUUGAUGUCCGGUGACCACCGCUCUCUAUAUUUGAUACGAAACACAUAUGGCAUCGCGUCAACGUGCAGGCAUGGAAGGCAAAAAAAAAAAGAAAAACACAGACAAGCAGCGUUUGCUCCCAUCCAGAUCAAAUUCCAAGCAGCCGUCGUCGCUCGGCUAAUGAGAAAAGUUGCCCGGCGCGCACCAUUGGUAGGCGUAGAACAACAACAAAGAAGGUAUGCCGCAGAGAUGGAGAGAGCGCGCACGGCAUAUUAAAGCACCUUGUACUAUACGGCCCGUUCUAGUCGGUCGCCUCUUACUUGUCGAUGCAGACCGUCCCUCCUCCUCAUAAAUCAUUCUGUUGGCGGCAUCCGUGACCGCAGGAACGCGUGUGCGUGCUUCCCUAUCCAUUUCCCCGAACGCAGGCCCAGUGCGCUGACGCAACUGUUCCCCCGGGUGACAUUGAAGCAGUUCGGUCGCACGCGGUUCGCUCGGCGGCGCGUCCGGCGCUAAGGUGCCUAACAGCCGUCUGCGACCCUGGCGGUCCGCGCGGCGAUAUUUCUUCGACCAUGUACAAAAGCAAAUGGCUUGUCUCGGCUGUCACCCGGCGGUGGCGCCGCGCUGGAUUCUCAGCAAAGACGUGACGCGGCUGCCUGUCUUGUCGAGAGCCGACCGCCGCAUGGCGGGGAUGAUAUGUAAGGAAGGCGAACGGCACGCGCGCCGCUUACCACCCACGUUUCGCGAGAAGGAAGCGUUGUGCGCGGUUCGCUCGAGUUACGCUGCACUCGGGAUUGUUUUUGGGAUGGCUGUGCUGUGAUUAGACUUACUACAACCAUUACUACCACCGCUAAUAAUAUACUGCACUGUACGAGUAUAAUGUGUAUGCAUACGCACUGUACAGAUUUGAGGUGUAUAGCUUGUACACAUCUACAAUAUAUGGAAAUGGUUAGCUGA
Molecule: messenger RNA, 5630 nt
Organism: Dermacentor andersoni
Lineage: Eukaryota; Metazoa; Arthropoda; Arachnida; Ixodida; Ixodidae
Source: RefSeq, a predicted model, not a curated record